AUGGUCAGCGCACAAAUACCUCUCUCCUUUCCAGCGGCCCAGUUCGUCCUUUUUGUCUUUGUGGCUUCCACCAUAUUUCACUUGCAGCAGCGGCUGAUGAAGGUUCAGUCCUCAUGGGAGUUGGAGAGUCUGCCUCAGAUUUCCCUGGACAUUCAGGGCUCCACUGGCCCCCAGUUCAAGGGUAUAUGGACAGUCAACGUCCAAGGCCGUCUGGGGAACCAGAUGGGUGAGUACGCCACGCUGUACGCCCUGGCCAAGAUGAACAAACAGGCUGCAUACAUCUCCCCCCAGAUGCAUAACACGCUUGCACCCAUCUUCAAGAUCACCCUACCUGUCCUGCAUAACGUCGUGGCCGACAGGAUCCCGUGGACUAACUACCACCUGAACGACUGGAUGGAGGAACAGUACCGCCAUAUCCCGGAGCCCUACGUCCGCCUCACAGGCUACCCCUGCUCCUGGACCUUCUACCACCACCUGCGCCAUGAGAUUCUUCGAGAAUUCACCCUGCAUGACCACGUGAGGCAGGAGGCUCAGACUUUUCUCCAUGGCCUACAGGUCAAUGGUCACCGGCCUUCCACCUAUGUGGGUGUCCACGUCCGCCGGGGGGACUAUGUCCAUGUCAUGCCGAAUGUUUGGAAGGGUGUGGUGGCGGACCGGCAUUACCUCAAACAGGCCCUGGACUGGUUUCGGGAGCGCCACGAGUCCCCAAUUUUUGUGGUCACCAGCAACGGCAUGGCAUGGUGUCGGGAGAAUAUUGACAACUCCCGGGGGGACGUGGUCUUCGCUGGCGACGGGGUUGAGGGCUCGCCUGCCAAGGACUUUGCUCUGCUCAUACAGUGUAACCACACCAUCAUGACCAUAGGGACCUUCGGGAUCUGGGCCGCCUACCUCACAGGGGGACAAACCAUCUACCUGGCCAACUACACCCUCCCAGACUCUCCCUUCCUCAAAAUCUUCAAGCCAGAGGCCGCUUUCCUGCCAGAGUGGGUGGGGAUCAAUGCUGACCUGUCCCCGCUCCUCAAACAAUGA
This is a messenger RNA of Elephantulus edwardii (Cape elephant shrew), 1029 nucleotides long. Its product is annotated as galactoside 2-alpha-L-fucosyltransferase 2-like. Bases 1 to 1029 code for a protein of 342 amino acids. Gene Ontology annotation, cellular component: membrane. The record is from RefSeq and is a predicted model, not a curated record. Gene Ontology annotation, biological process: carbohydrate metabolic process. The transcript has a single exon. Gene Ontology annotation, molecular function: galactoside 2-alpha-L-fucosyltransferase activity. NCBI's taxonomy places the organism in Eukaryota, Metazoa, Chordata, Mammalia, Macroscelidea, Macroscelididae.